AUGUCAUUACACGGUAAUGACGUUUGUUUAUUAGAAAUAGAAGACUAUAACUUGUACGAAGAAGAAGCUUCGGAUCACGCUUUUGCCAGGAGUGAGAAACAUUCAAUGGGCAGUAAGACUAUGGAGGCAGAAAAACGAAUUCGAAGAGAGAUUGCUAACAGCAAUGAACGUAGACGUAUGCAGAGUAUUAAUGCUGGUUUCCAGGCCCUACGCACUUUAUUACCCCGUCAUGAAGGAGAAAAGCUCAGCAAGGCGGCAAUUCUGCAACAAACUGCUGAAUAUAUUUAUUCCUUAGAACAAGAAAAAACAAGGCUUCUUUCACAAAACUGUCAAUUAAAGAGAUUGUUAAAUCAACAUGAAGGAGGGGAAAUACCACUAAAGAAAAGAAAAAGUGAAAUUCUUUCCCAUGUGUCUUCAAUAAUUCCAGACUCAACAGAUGAUACAGUAUCAAAAUCAAGAUCACCUGAACCAGUUGCCUAUAUUUCCUUUGCCUCUACAGGCCAACAAAAGAAGGAAACCGAAAGUACCGAACUCAAAACUCAGCUUGAACAAGAAAGACGACUGAGGCGAUUGCUCGAAGAACGUCUACAUUCGUUGGAGUCUCAAAUGUACUCAGAUACAGGCCGAGACUUGACCCGCCCAGUUGCACACUAUGAGCAAACUGACAUUGCAGUUUGCAAAACUGAAGGUGAGGAAACUGAGGCACCUGUAAUUGAAACUCCAACCGUAGCGCCUUUAUUAGAAGCCGCUAUCAAAGCAGAACCUAGAGUAGAGGUGGAAGUGUUGCCAGACGCAACACACGACGCACCUUCGCGCCUAUAUCUAGCAAGUACAAGUCGCCAAAAUUUGGAAACAAUUGUGGAAGCCAUUCGUCAUUUGGAAGGGGAUCACUUAUUCCGCGAGGAGGCUGGUGACGCUCCAUUAGCGUUGACGAAGAAAGUGGAUCGGGCGCCGCCUCCGCCUCCGCCGCGGCCUGGUGUUAUUGUCGUGAAGCAUUCG
This is a messenger RNA of Iphiclides podalirius (scarce swallowtail), 999 nucleotides long. NCBI's taxonomy places the organism in Eukaryota, Metazoa, Arthropoda, Insecta, Lepidoptera, Papilionidae. The record is from the annotation of a GenBank genome assembly.